Messenger RNA from Physella acuta, 368 nucleotides. Its product is annotated as NMDA receptor synaptonuclear signaling and neuronal migration factor-like. The record is from RefSeq and is a predicted model, not a curated record. Lineage: Eukaryota; Metazoa; Mollusca; Gastropoda; Physidae.
GUACUGUCUGGGCCACAUGCUCAACAAACGUGAACCAGUCAUCCAUAUCGUCGGUGCUGAUCUCUGUAGCAACAAGCAGGGCGAGGAGUUGAAACGAAUGAUUUCACUGUCCAUGCCUCACAGCCAUGUGAAAAUUGAGUCCAUUGACGAUAUAGAUCCAGAAGGUCAAGCCAAAAUCUCACUGUACUUUAAUUACCGGAAGUAUUUAUUGUGGAGGUCACGGACAGAGAACGUCGACGACACUACGGGUGUGUAUGAUGACACGGCCGACGACAAGAACAUCAAAACGUGCGUGGAAAUAGAAAACCUGCGGUCUAUCACCAAACUCUAAUCACGUGAGCACACUUGUGAUCACGUGACCCCGCCCA